Messenger RNA from Trypanosoma conorhini, 711 nucleotides. RefSeq lists its product as uncharacterized. Lineage: Eukaryota; Euglenozoa; Kinetoplastea; Trypanosomatida; Trypanosomatidae. The record is from RefSeq and is a predicted model, not a curated record. The transcript has a single exon. Bases 1 to 711 code for a protein of 236 amino acids.
AUGAGCUUCGCCACGGACAAUGCCUUUUUGGUGGACGAUGAUGAAGAAGUAGAAAUUGGGUCUUCAUCCCGCAGCCCCCACUCCCAGGAGGAGAAGGAACAAUCGACUGAAAAGUUGGAGACUGAGGAGGCAGAGGAGGAGGGAGAGGCAGAGGAGGCGGAAGAGGAGGCAGAAGAGGAGGCAGAAGAGGAGGCGGAAGAGGAGGCAGAAGAGGAGGCAGAAGAGGAGGCAGAAGAGGAGGCAGAAGAGGAGGCGGAGGAGGCCACGCGCAACGCCGACAAUGCUGUAAACACACCUGCGCCAGGUGCGAGGCCGGAGACUCAACCACGGCCAAGCGCUGCAAACCCUUUCACCUCGGUGUUUGGCGGCCCGCAGACUAACAAUGUUGCGGGAGCUCCUGCUCAGAGCCUUCACGUAUUGGUUUCAUCGCCACCCGCAGUAUUGUCGCCGGCGGAGGGCACAGCAGGCGACGGGAGGCCGGAGCUGGUUGUUCCACCUACGGGGCAUGCGCGGGCAAGGCAGGUGCGGAUGUCUCCCCGGUUUCUUGAUUUUCCAGCAAGAACGGCGGCUGGGCACGAGAAGCGUCAGCGAUGCCUUUCGGCCAGUGAGGAAACGGCGGCGGCGAGGGCGGUCCUGGCGAAGUUUGAGCUCUCCCUGCCAACAACUCGCUUUGAUGAGCAGUUGGAAAUCAUCUUGUCCAAGUUGCGUUGA